Messenger RNA from Phymastichus coffea, 1443 nucleotides. RefSeq names its product RWD domain-containing protein 2A. The coding region runs from base 297 to 1202 and encodes 301 amino acids. The record is from RefSeq and is a predicted model, not a curated record. Gene Ontology annotation, molecular function: protein binding. Lineage: Eukaryota; Metazoa; Arthropoda; Insecta; Hymenoptera; Eulophidae. The transcript is spliced from 2 exons.
UGUCAAAGCUUAAUCGUAAAAAACAAAAAUUUGUACCCUUUCACAUUUCUGUAACGCCAGAUUUGACUUGUAAUACAAAUUGCAUCAGAAAAUUUGCAGCUGUGAAUCAAGUGUAUCAUUGGAUAUCGAUCAUUAUAUUUUGCUUGAGUCAUAGCUGCUUGGAGAACGUUUUAAACUAUCGUUAUUGUUUUGCAAAUUUAAAGAUUAAGUAAACCUUGUAUCAAUUUAUCUGUGAAUUGUUAAUUAAUUUUAUUACCUUAUGCUCUGCAUGCAAAGUGAAGUUAUUGUUAGUGAACAUGUCGAUUACAGGAGAUAUAAAAGAAACUUUGGAGAUACAAAUAAACGAAUUAGAAGCUUUGCAAGCAGUUUAUCCAAAAGAAGUGUCAACAAGUGAUCAUGGGAAUAUUGCUGAUAUAAAUGAUUAUAUUGCUGGAAAGACUAUUGAUGUCCCUUUAAGAUUAGAAUACGAAAUUGAAGUCCCAGUAGAUGAAGUAGUUGUUGAGCUCCUCAUAAACUUGCCGUUAGAUUAUCCUAAUGUCAGUCCACAAGUAUAUUGCAGAAGCUCAGCUUUAGAUCGAGAAGAGCAACUUAAUUUCAACAAGAAUUUGAUAUUAUUUUGUGAAUCUCAAACAAAGGGUGAACCUAUUGUUUAUUAUUUAAUUAAUUGGAUUCAAGACAAUGCAAAACAAUAUUUCAAAAGAGCUGAGGAACAUCGAAAUAAGAAAAUUGUUAGAAAAGUUUCUGAAGAUAAUUCAAAUAAGAAUAUUUGUAAUGAAUUUGGAAGAUACUGGAUCUAUAGUCAUCAUAUUUAUAGCUACAUUAAAAGGAGAAAUAUUAUAGAUUUAGCAAAAGAAAGUUCCCUCACUGGGUUCAGUUUUAUAGGCAAACCAGGAAUAAUUUGCUUAGAAGGUAUGCUUGAUGACUGUGAAUACUUUUGGCAACAAAUCAAAAGCUGGCAUUGGCAUCGAAUUAUCAUAAAGUUUAUAGAAAAAGAUUUCGAACAAACUGAUGACUUCAAUAAGUACAGAAAAUUUACUGACUUUCAAGAAUUGAGUUUUGUAAACUGUGACAGACAGACUAAUCAUACAGUACCAUUGAAUUUUAAAAAUGACACCAGUCAGUUGUUAAAGUUUUUGAGACAACAUAAUUCUGAGCAUGCAUUUAAUCAAAUUUUUGGCUUUGAUACUAAAUGUACUGAAUAGUUGAGGAAAUUUAUAUUAUUUAUGAUAUUUGUAAUAAAACAACAAAGUUUGAUAUACAUAACAAAUAAGUUUUAUAAUAAAAAUGUUUAUACAAGUUACCUUUUUCGUUCAUACUGUGCUUAAAUAGUUCCUUUUUAUGACGAGAGUUAUACAACAGGUUUUUCAAUAUGCUAUUUACAAAAUUAUCAAUUUCUUGAUCAAUCAAUGCUUUUGUUUCAUUAGUUAGAACACUUGAUUCUAA